Molecule: messenger RNA, 561 nt
Organism: Hansenula ciferrii
Lineage: Eukaryota; Fungi; Ascomycota; Saccharomycetes; Phaffomycetales; Wickerhamomycetaceae
Product: 60S ribosomal protein eL13
Exons: 2
Coding region: 1-561 (186 amino acids)
Biological process (GO): translation
Cellular component (GO): ribosome; cytosolic large ribosomal subunit
Molecular function (GO): RNA binding; structural constituent of ribosome
Source: RefSeq, a predicted model, not a curated record
AUGGGUAUAAAACACUGGCAAGAACGUGUCAAAGUUCACUUUGACCAAGCUGGUAAAAAAGCUUCAAGAAGACAAGCUAGAGCUUCAAAAGCUGCUCAAAUUGCUCCAAGACCAUUAGAUGCCUUAAGACCAGUUGUUAGAGCCCCAACUGUCAAAUACAACAGAAAAGUUAGAGCCGGUAGAGGUUUUACUUUACGUGAAAUUAAAGCUUCAGGUUUAACUCCAGCUUAUGCUAGAACUAUUGGUAUUGCUGUUGAUCAUCGUCGUCAAAACAGAUCAACUGAAAUCUUUGAAGCUAACGUUUUAAGAUUAAAAGAAUACCAAUCUAAAUUAAUUGUUUUCCCAAGAAACGGUAAAGCUCCAGAAGCUGAACAAAUUUCAACUGCUCAAGCUUUCCCAAUUGUUCAACCAACUCCAGAAUCAGAACCAAGAGCUGUUGAACAACAAGAACAAACUGCAUACAGAACCUUAAGAUUAGCUAGAUCUGAAAAGAAAUACAGAGGUAUCAGAGAAAAAAGAGCUAGAGAAUUAGCUGAAGCUGAAGCUGAAAAGAAAAAAUAA